AUGACCGAAAGCAUGAAGAGCACUUCCUUUAUCAUCGAAUUUGGUGUAGCGACAGACAGGGUUAGCCCGGCGGGCAACAGCGGGCUUCGACGACCAUCCCGAUCACCGCGCAGUCAGCGUAGCCGCAGCGCGGACGUGGACUGCCUGAAGAAGUACACGGAGCGUCGCGUGGAGGAGCGCCGGCACACGGAGAUCAGCGACGUCGGCAAGCUGGACAUCUCGAAGUGGACGCCGCUGCCGAGAAACUUGCCGCGCGGCCAGCAAACCAGCCCCGGCAGCAGCAAGAGACUGUCACGGGACGAGCGAGAUAUCGCGGAGGACGAGCCGGAUGUCGAGAGGUGGCCAGCCAAGCCGAACGUCUCGGAGGAUCAUCGGCCCUCCGUCGUCAGGAUCGAGCCUGAGCUCCUCGUGCCGCGCCCGCCCGGCUCCAGGAGUCACAGCGCCGACGUGACCGCCCUGAGGGGCCACGACAAGCGCAGCAUCGAGCAGCGGAGGCACACGGACUGCAGCGACCCGCGCACCAUCGCCACGAGGUGGGUGCCGCAGAUCAACGGCGGCAAAUUUCGCCGUGAGUCGUCGCCGCUCGCGAGAGUCGACUGCGAGGUAACGAAGGUCUCGGCCAAUCGGUGGAUGACCUUCGCGAAAAACCCGUCCCCCGACCCCGUGCCGAAGGUGAGUCCCGAGAGCAGAGGUUCCAUCAUGGAGCGCAGCAAGAAGGACGAGGGACCGUGCAAGGACUCGGAUAACUCCAAGUGGCAGCCGCCGAGGAAGUUCUCGCCGGUGAAGGGCGAGAAGGGACAGUUGCAAAAGCAAGACGAGCUGGACAUAAGCAGAGACCGUUCCUCGAGCUGCGUCGAAGCUAACGACCGGACGAACAAGCUCAAUCAACGUAUGCGGGACCUGUACGAUUUCAAGACGGAGAACGAGUGGCCGAAGAGGGCCGGCAGUUCCCAGCGGGAAAACGUGUGGAUCAGCAAGAGUAGCAGCGAGGAGGAGAGGACCAACUAUCAGCCGGUCCGCCGGAACAGCCAGGACCUGGAGUUCAACGACAGGAUGAGCGGAUUCAAGUCCAAGGCCGAGCGCGAAGAGGAGAGACGAAGACCGAAGGACAACUGCAACGCGGCCGGCGACGUGUUCAUGGAUGAACACGAGGAGCGUCUGCGAAAGUUCACCGACAAGCUGCGCUACAGCGAGGACCGCGGCGCGGAACGGCCGCGAGGUCGCGAACGGCGCACCUACUCGGACGACUACGACGAGAAGGCCCGGCGGGAGUCUCGUAUGUCUCGCCAGCUCAUGGAGCCGCUGAAGAGGGACCGGCUCGAGACGCCUGCCAAGCGGGUGGAGAACAAAGAGAACAAACGGAACUCGGACGUGAGCGCGAGGUCGCGCGAGGGCCGCGUCAGCUACGUCGAGGUGGACCUCCCGAAGCGGGAGACGCGCGUCAGCGACGUCAGCUACGCCAGCGUAAACUUCAGCAAGCGCGGCAGCGUGGAGUGCAAGAGCACCCGGCAGAUCCUCGAGGCGCCGCCGCGGAGGGCCUUCAGCCAGAGCGACGAGCGACCCGCCACCCCGGUGCCGCCGAUCGAGUGGAACGACGAGCGUUUCGUCCCCAAGAAACUGCCGUCCGAACGGCAGCAGAAGAGGGACAGCACCAGGUACAAGGUGUACCUGACGUAGGGAACGCUCUCGAGGGCGGGCGUCUCGCGAAACGAUCGACGCCGUUGUCGCCUAUUUUCGGAGUAGUCCCCCUCGACGAAAUGAAAAUACAUUAUCCGGCUUACACGGGUGGCUGGAAGAUGGUGCGAAGUGGAGUCGUUGCGGCGGAGGCCGAUCGGAGGAUCGGUCGGACACUUUUGUGUCGGUGUGUUGAUUCAACGAGGUAGGAAGCUCGUACAUCCUCGCGGUUAGGAUUAACUUAUCCUGCUUGAAAAGGCCGAUAGAAGAUGAUAGAGAUAGAUUCGUAUCUUGUGAUGUUUCAUCAUAACCCGUCGUGCUUCGAUCCAACUCAUAUUCAGAAAUUCGACAGAUUCUCAUUCCUUCAACAGUCACGUCUUGCUUUCGAAUCGACAUUCUGCGAAUACGACUUCAAAAUUAUGUUCGGCACAUCUGAAAACCCUUAAUUACACUUUACACUCAGUGAUAAACUCACUUAGGUGUCUUAAUAUACGCAAAAUAUUUCAUGACGAGAAAAUGCAUUUUCGCGGCAGUGAACGCAAAAUCCAAGAUGACCAGAAUUCAUUGGCAGUCAAGGGGUUUAAAUAACUAAAAUCUCAUCUAAAUGUAUGUCUCUCUAUAUUACAUGUUGAUCUGUCUAACCCAAUUAAAGAAUUACAAUUCGAUAUCUAUAUGAAUCUACUUUAAUUGAAAAGAUUUCUAUUUUUUCCUAUAAAUAAUAUGUUAUAGAAAUGCAAUUUCUCUCUUAUUUCAUCGUUUAAAAUUACAAUGUGAGAUUUAAUUUUUAAAAAUAUAUAAUUUUUUUAUCGAUAAACAAGUAACUUGAACGGUAGGUUAUAUGUAGGAUAUAAGAAGAAAAAGAAAAUUUAUCGAAAUGUAUCAGAUAACAAAUCUCUCUCUUUCUCUUAAAUUUAAGAACCAAAAACACGAUUCGAUUAUAUUGACAUUUUACUCAUGCAAUUCUAUUGGAUUUUUUAAGCAGGGUAGAUCCGAUUCCCGCUGCAUAUACGCGCACGUCAAUCAUUCGCAUUUAUUUUGAGAACAUUUUAUGAGAAACGAAGAGAGAAUUCGGAACACUUAUGAAUAUUUCGUGUCCUCAGCUUUCUUCUUUCGCUGUUGAAUUUGGUAUUUAUAUCUUGUGAUGUGUUUAUCGUGUAAAAUAUAACGAGAUACGCAGACGUUGGUUACAAUUUGUUUUUAGUUGCCGUGACAAUUACGGUAAUAUGUUUGUAUGUGCCAGUCGGAUUAUUAAGUUUCUUCAGUUAUCAAGUAUUUAAUAUCCACUGGAAGCCAGGAUAUAGCCGUAAGACGAGACUGGAGCCUCCUACCUUACAAACACGAGUGGGGAUAUAUUGAUCUCUUCCCGCGAAUGAAAAAAAAAAAAACAAAAGAACAAUCGUUUCGCUCACUAUAGUGGUAAGUGCCAAAUACGUAUGUCAAAUUCGAUGUGCUGCGAUAUCCGAUGUCAAUUCUGUGUUGGACGGUGUCUGUCAUUUUUAUCAGAGCGAGGACUAGUGUCGAAUCUUGAAUUUUUACGAAGGCUGAACGUGUAACGAAUGUAAACGAUUCUCGAGGAGUACACGAUGGAAUUGUUGUCUCUUGAUAACUGUUAAGCAUUCAGGUGUUUGCUGUGUUCACCGUAGAAUAAACGCGAUAAACGGAUGGAUGUAUGAAUAAAGGAAACCAAAAAAAUUCGAUAUAUUCUGUUAUAUACAAGAUCUACAAUAAACUCGGCAACCAACCGGACACGGGGAGCCUGACACGUGA
Molecule: messenger RNA, 3441 nt
Organism: Dinoponera quadriceps
Lineage: Eukaryota; Metazoa; Arthropoda; Insecta; Hymenoptera; Formicidae
Exons: 5
Coding region: 1-1677 (558 amino acids)
Source: RefSeq, a predicted model, not a curated record